Molecule: messenger RNA, 573 nt
Organism: Rotaria sp. Silwood1
Lineage: Eukaryota; Metazoa; Rotifera; Eurotatoria; Philodinida; Philodinidae
Source: the annotation of a GenBank genome assembly
AUGGGCGAAAAACAAUCAAAACAUAAAAUUUCCAUAGCAACAAAGGGUGCCUUUGCAACUUCAACAGCACCAUUGACUGAUAUUCGAAUAAAACGGCGCAUGGUUCAAAAUUAUGUCGUUAUUUGGGUCGAUGGUAGUAUUGAUGAACCAAAUAAAGAUUGUCAAAAUACGCUCGAGCAAUUACGUAAUGUCGUCAAAGAGAUUAAGUUCUGCAAGACGUCGACAAAAUGCAUUGAAAUUCUUAAUGAUAUGAAUAACAAGAGAGUUUGCGUCAUCGCUUCUGGUUCUUUAGGUCAGCAUCUUGUGCCACAGAUUCAUGAUAUGCCACAAUUAGAUUCUAUUUACAUCUUCUGUGGUAACGAAUCGCGACACAAAGAAUGGGCCCAAAACUGGUCUAAGAUUCAAAAUGUUUCCACUUCAAUAAGACCAAUAUGUGAUUCAUUAAAAAAAAUAACCAACGAAGGCGACCACAAUGCACUUCCGAUUACCUUUACUCCACCACGGAUAAUGGCAACGGCAACAGCACCAGCAAAUGAACAAAAUCUUGAACAAUCAGAGCCAUCGUUUACAUAA